Molecule: messenger RNA, 2185 nt
Organism: Callithrix jacchus (white-tufted-ear marmoset)
Lineage: Eukaryota; Metazoa; Chordata; Mammalia; Primates; Cebidae
Gene: DFFA
Product: DNA fragmentation factor subunit alpha
Biological process (GO): apoptotic DNA fragmentation; apoptotic process; negative regulation of execution phase of apoptosis
Cellular component (GO): chromatin
Molecular function (GO): deoxyribonuclease inhibitor activity
Source: RefSeq, a predicted model, not a curated record
GUGUGAUUUGCUACGGAGCGAACUACAUCUCCCGGCAGGCGGCAGAGGGGUUCGGGUAGGAGGACCGCCGCCCCGGCUUGCAUUGGUUUCCCGAAGCCGAGCAGGUCCCACCUUGGAGAGGAUGGAGGUGACCGGGGAAGCCGGGGCACCAGAACCUGGCGAGAUCCGGAUUCUAAAGCCGUGUCUGCUGCGCCGCAACUACAGCCGCGAACAGCACGGCGUGGCAGCCUCCUGCCUCGAGGACCUGAGGAGCAAGGCCUGUGACAUUCUGGCCAUUGAUAAGUCCCUGACACCAAUCACCCUGGUCCUGGCAGAGGAUGGCACCAUAGUGGAUGAUGACGAUUACUUUCUAUGUCUACCUUCCAAUACUAAGUUUGUGGCAUUGGCCAGUAAUGAGAAGUGGGCAUACAGCAAUUCAGAUGGAGGUACAGCUUGGAUUUCCCAAGAGUCCUUUGAUGUAGAUGAAACAGACAGCGGGGCAGGGGCGAAGUGGAAGAAUGUGGCCAGGCAGCUGAAGGAAGACCUGUCCAGCAUCAUCCUCCUGUCCGAGGAGGACCUCCAGAUGCUUGUUGACGUUCCCUGCUCAGAUCUGGCGCAGGAACUACGCCAAAGUUGUGCCACCGUCCAGGGGCUGCAGCACACACUCCAGCAGGUGCUUGACCAGAGAGAGGAAGCGCGCCGGUCCAAGCAGCUCCUGCAGCUGUACCUCCAGGCUUUGGAGAAAGAGGGCAGCCUCUUGUCAAAGCAGGAAGAGUCCAAAGUUGCCUUCGGUGAGGAGGCGGAUGCAGUAGACACUGGUAUCAGCGGAGAGGCCUCCUCGGAUGUUGCACUGGCGAGCCACAUCCUUACUGCACUGAGGGAGAAGCCAGCUCCAGAACUGAGCUUAUCUAGCCAGGAUUUGGAGUUGGUUACCAAGGAAGACCCCAGAGCACUGGCUGUUGCUUUGAACUGGGACAUAGAGAAGACGGAGACUGUUCAAGAGGCCUGUGACCGGGAGCUCGCCCUGCGCCUGCAGCAGAUGCAGAGCCUGCAUUCUCUCCGGAGCAUCUCUGCAAGGAAGCCCUCACUACCUGGAGAACCGCAGAAUCCUAAGCGAGCCAGACAGGAUCCCACAUAGCAGCGGGAAGUGCACCAAGGAAACGCGCGGCCUUGUUUCUGUUAUCGGUAUUCACCCUCAGCCUGAGCAUUUGACUACCUAUGUACUACUCUGCCCCCUGCCUUAGAGUGUGUUCCAGAGAAGCUAUUCCAGGUCUCAACAUACGCCUUCCACCAAUUCUGUCUUUUUUUUUUUUAAUUUCAGCCCUACCAGCUUCAGGACUUCUGCCAAUUUCGAAUGAUAUAGCUGCACCAACAAUAUCCCACCUCCUCUACAUAUUCUUAUGUUCUCUGUUUAAAAGUAAUUGGUGGUGACUCUGGGUGCACUGCCUAACAUUUAGCUCCACAUGAAACAAUUUUAAAAAAGAAAAAGGUUUGUUUAGCACUGAAAUCUUUGAUGUGAUCAGUUAAAAAAAAAAGGAAAGGCCAGGGCAGUGGCUCACACCUAUAAUCCCAGAACUUUGGGAGGCCGAGGCAAGCGGAUCACCUGAGAUCAGGAGAUUAAGACCAACCUGGCCAACAUGGUGAAACCCCAUCUCUACUAAAAAUAUAAAAAUUAGUUUGAACCUCCAUCUCUGGGGUCAAGCGAUGCUCCUGCCUCACCUUCCUAAGUAGCUGGAAUUACAGGUAUGAGCCACUGUGCCCAGCCGUAAGACCCUGUCUCUAUAAAAAAAAUUUUUUUUAAGUUAGCCAGGCAUAGUGGCACUGACCUAUAGUCCUAGCUACUCAGGAGGCUGAGGUGAGAGGAUCGCUUGAGCCCAGGAGUUCAAGACUGCAGUGAGCUCUGAUCAUGCCACCGCACCCCAGCCUGGAUGAUAAGAGUAACACCCUACUUUAAAAAAAAAAAAAAGGUAAUUGUCAAGGGUAUUGAAAAGAAAUGGUCAUACUUGAGACUCAUCCUUAUUCUGAAGAUAGUACUGCAGAAUUUUAAGCACAGAUAAUGGUGGAGACAGUGACAUUAUAGAGUGUUGAUUAUGGCCACAAACUUGUUUCUGCAGUUAACGAAUUUUUCUAUUUGUUUGUUUAAAGAUUAUAUAUUUGCCUGGAAAGUGCUGUUAAAAAAUAAAUAAAGAUACAUAUUAAGCUUGUA